UUAUAUGGUUUUCGCUUUUAGCUCAUUUUUCCUAUUCCAAUUUUCUCCAUUUUCGUUAUAAGCUGUUUUUAAUUUUAAUAAACAAAAGGAAGAAGGAGGAAGAAAUAGAGGAAAAUAAUAAUACGUACGGAUAAUGUCGUUAAUAUUUUAGUAUCUUUUGUUAAGAAUUAUUUGGUAAGUUUCCAAAACUGUAUUUCUGGUAUCCCCGGCUACGAACGAACAAAUGUCUAUUGUGCUGGAAUAAACGGAAAUGUCUUUAGAUCAAACCGUUUGCGAAGAUUUAAAGGCGUUUGAGAGACGUCUGACUGAGGUUAUUGCAAGUUUACAACCGGCUACUUUACGAUGGAGAAGUUUUAUCUCAGUUUGUACAGCAGUCGGUGCUUGGCAUUGGUUAACAGAUCCAAAUACAUCGGCAGUUUCUUUUACACAAAGUCUGUGCAAUCAUCCAUUCUUUACUACUGCUAGUAUUAUAUUGGUAAUAUUAUUCAUGAUGGGAGUACAUAGGCGUGUUAUCGCACCUAGUAUAAUAACCCAAAGAGCAAGAAGCGUAUUAGGUGAUUUUAAUAUGAGUUGCGACGAUACAGGGAAGCUUAUACUUAAGCCCAAAAGACCAACGCAUCCUCACGAGACAUGAAAAGACGUUAUGUACAGUGUAUAUAUUAAGUCGUAAGAUCUUUGCAAAUGCCUGGAUUGCUAAAUAGGGUGUCCAAAAGGAAUGUAUAUGUCAAACAUAUUUUUAUAUAAUAAUGAAUAUAUUAUUUAUAAUUCGUUCAAUUAAUUCUUCUUUUUUCUUUUUUCUUUUCCUUCUUUUUCUUUUUCAAUAAUAUAAAGCAAAUAAUAUCAAAGUAAAUUCUUUUGGGAUUGAUAUAUGUUAGAUUGAAUAUCGUCAAAUUUUUAAAUUCCGAUAUUCCUUUUUAUCGAAAUACUUUCUGUUUACGUAAUAUACUUAAAAGAUAACAGACCUUUUUUUUGUUUUUGUUAUUUUUUUUGGGGGGGGUGGAGGGGGGGGGUAUUUUCAGAAAUUAUCUAAGAAGCAAACAAACAUAUAUUUUUGCUACCGUGAUCGGAGAAAAGAAAAAAAAGAAAAAGAAGUAUUAUCUAAGUCAGUGCAUACAUUCAUUCUGAACACUCUAAGGAAAAAAAAAAGAGGGGAAAAAAAAAGAGAAAGAAAAAAAAAAGAAAGAAAGAAAUUGACCGUUUAAUAAAUUCUGUCUAAAGAAUGAAAUAUCACAGAUUCCAUUGAACUGUUAAAAAUAUUCCAAGUUACGUUUUCUUUUUCUUUUUCUUUCCUUUUUUUUUUUUUUUUCUUUUUCUUUUUUUGUGACCUGAAAAUAUUCAUGUACAAAUGACAACGUUUAUUGUAUUUAAUUCUUAAGGAAAUUAUGUUUGGUUGAUAUUACUUAUCAAUAUAUGAUCGUUUGAUUUCAUAUAAUUUAAAAAAAAAAAAAAAAAGAAGUGUCUUUGUGAGAUCAUAAUUGAGAAUGUGAUUACUUUCUGUAGUUACUUUUCUCUUUCUUGUUUUUUUUUUUUUUUUUUUAUGUACAUAUUGUAUAUAAAAUUUAUAAUAGCGGCAUUAGACAAUUAAGUAUUUAAUUUCUAUAGCGAAUAAUCUAUAAAAAAUAUCUAAUAAUUAUCACUUACAUCAACGUACUAUAUUUCCUUAUAUAACUUUAAUAUAAAAACAUUUUUUCUUAAUGUUCUAAACGUGUGUGUAAUAGUCUUUACGUUCUUCCAUAUUUUAGAUAAUAAUAAAUGAGUAUGUUUAAUGUGAGGUAAUUGUCUUCAUUGACUAUAAAUAAAAGUAUAUUGUCAAAUGAUUUAGAAAGUGCAGAAAUAAAUUGAUCUCUAUUAUA
Messenger RNA from Vespa crabro (European hornet), 1853 nucleotides. It is a transcript of the gene Cnep1r2, whose product is annotated as nuclear envelope phosphatase-regulatory subunit 1. The transcript is spliced from 4 exons. Bases 251 to 634 code for a protein of 127 amino acids. Gene Ontology annotation, cellular component: cytoplasm; Nem1-Spo7 phosphatase complex. The record is from RefSeq and is a predicted model, not a curated record. NCBI's taxonomy places the organism in Eukaryota, Metazoa, Arthropoda, Insecta, Hymenoptera, Vespidae.